Molecule: messenger RNA, 609 nt
Organism: Heterobilharzia americana
Lineage: Eukaryota; Metazoa; Platyhelminthes; Trematoda; Strigeidida; Schistosomatidae
Source: the annotation of a GenBank genome assembly
AUGUAUCUUGAAUUUAAGAAUAUUAGCUUAAAUGUCCACAUCUCUCGUGGAUGGCUUGUCGCUAUUGUGGGUAGUGUUGGCUCUGGAAAAUCAUCUUUUCUUUCCGCCUGUCUUUUCGAUAUGUUUAAACGAAGUGGAUCAAUCUCUGUAAAAGGUUCAAUUGCUUACGUGUCACAAACAGCCUGGAUACAGCAGCAGUCACUACGAGACAAUAUUCGUUUUCACACAUCCGCUGAAACUCAAUCGAAUCCAGUUGCAGAACAGAUGGAAGAAUUAUGGUAUAAAAGUGUUGUUUCAGCUUGUGCUCUUGAAACUGAUAUAGCUCAUCUUCCCGCUGGUGAUAAAACAGAGAUUGGAGAGAAAGGUGUCAACUUAUCUGGAGGUCAAAAGCAGCGUGUAAGCUUGGCUAGAGCUGUAUAUCAGUUCAUUGAAGACUCAGUUUUUCAAUCUAAUAAUUAUGCUUUAUAUAUUUACAAAGGUUUAAUUGUAAACCGCCUGGAAUUUGUUAUUUUUAAAGGUGCUCUAAUACAAAUCGAUGUUAGUUAUAACAAUAUUGAUGAUAAUAGUAGUCUUGAAUCGAAGUAUUUUCUUUUACCAAGGUUGAGUUAG